AUGCCUGCCAGGGAAUUAAGCUCCUCACCGGUCAAUUUUGAAAUGUUUCAUUCCCUGCGUGCAUCCCUGAUCCCAGGCGCUGUGCAUCCUCUACAAUACAUAGAAAUUCCAUCUUCUGGGAAUGCAAACACGUCACGCAACUGUUGUGCAUACAGCGGCAGAGGCGCACUAGUACUCUUUGGGCUUAUUCCUGACUACGCUACAAAGUCAUGGUUGCCGUAUCUUUAUGCAGAUGUCUGCCCUUUUAGAAAGGCCAUGCUUGCACGAUGA
Molecule: messenger RNA, 270 nt
Organism: Fusarium venenatum
Lineage: Eukaryota; Fungi; Ascomycota; Sordariomycetes; Hypocreales; Nectriaceae
Source: RefSeq, a predicted model, not a curated record